Molecule: messenger RNA, 570 nt
Organism: Temnothorax curvispinosus
Lineage: Eukaryota; Metazoa; Arthropoda; Insecta; Hymenoptera; Formicidae
Product: putative nuclease HARBI1
Exons: 2
Coding region: 91-525 (144 amino acids)
Source: RefSeq, a predicted model, not a curated record
UACGAUUUAAGAAUAACAAAUGUCAACGCGCGAUAUGCUGGGGCUACUCAUGAUGCAUAUAUUUGGAGAAACUCAGCUAUCAAUGCAAAAAUGCAACGUAGAUAUAUUGAAGGAGACAGCAACACAUGGUGCAUUGCAGAUUCAGGAUACCCGCAGCAACCUUGGCUAAUGAUACCCAUUACAAAUGCGUUGCCCAUCACACUAGAAGGCCGUUAUACCGCAGCUCUUGUUCGAACUCGAUCUUGCAUUGAAAGAUGCAUUGGAGUACUCAAAGGACGAUUUCGAUGUAUUCUCGGAGAGAGGAUGCUGCAUUACACACCUAGAGUUGUAGCGCGUAUUAUUAUUGCAUGUGUAAUCUUGCACAAUAUUUGCACGGAGGGACGACUACCAAUUAAUCAGUACGUUAAUGAAGAAGUAGAGGCUUAUCCCUAUAAUGCCGAUGCUAUGCAGAAUGAAAACAUAGAUCUUUCAGAUCCACUGGCGAGAAGGCGACUCAUAGAAACAUAUUUUACGGACAAUGUUUAAGUACAACAAUAGUUAAUAGUACGAAAGAUAUGCUAAAAAGAGUUU